GUUUAAUGUAAUAAUUAACUUCAAAAUAAAUAAUAAAAGUAGAAGAAAAAUAUAACAAUAAAUUGAUAACAAACACCACCAGGCCGGUUUAGUUUUCAUUCCAAGAGCAUAAUAUCAUACAUAAUAUGAGAUUUAAAAUUUGUUGUAGUUUUCUCCUUCUCAUCAUAACCACAUUCCUAUGUUAUGAAACCAUUGCCCAGCCAGAAUUAUAUCCAUCAUGUUCUAAUGAUAACUACACAAAAAACAGCACAUAUCAACAAAACCUCAACACACUUUUAUCAACUCUAACUUCCAACACAGAAAUCACCUACGGUUUCUACAACUUCUCAUACGGCAAAGGCAACAACAAAGUAUACGCCAUAGGAUUAUGUAGAGGAGAUGUUAAUCCAAAUGAUUGCCGCCGUUAUCUUAACAAUUCAAGAGUUCUUCUAACACAAAAUUGUCCAAACCAAAAAGAAGCAAUUAUUUGGACUGACAAUUGCAUGUUGCGUUACUCCAAUCGGUCCAUAUUUGGUUUAAUGGAAUCAAAACCUGAAUUAUUUGCAUGGAAUGCACUUAAUGUAACAAAGGUCGGUAAAUAUAAUAAAGUACUUUUAGGAAAUUUGUUGUAUGAUUUGAAAACUGAAGCUGCAUCUGGUGAUUAUAUGAAAAAAUAUGCUGUGGGAAAUGUAACAGGAAAUAUAACAGGUUCAAAUUUUCGGGAUAUAUAUAGUCUAAUGCAGUGUACACCUGAUAUGAGUUCUUUGGAAUGUAAUGAAUGUUUGGAGCAGGCUAUAGAUAGUCUUCCAUCUGAAUUUGAAAGUUCGAUUGGUGCUAGAGUUAUGAAACCAAGUUGUAAUAUUAGAUAUGAAAGUUAUCUGUUCUAUGCACUUCCUGUGCACCCGCCGCCACCACACACUCCAGCAUCCACCAAUCACAGCUCAUCUCAAGAAAAGGAACACACAUCAAGAACUGGCAUCAUCAUAGCAAUCCCAGUUGUUAUUGUUGUUUUGGUUCUCUGUUUCAUCUGCAUAUAUUUACGACUAAGAGUGAAGAAACCAAGGGACGAUACUAAAAUUCCUUCAGAAGAUGAUGAUGAAGCUACAACCUUUGAGUCAUUACAAUUUAACUUUGACACUAUAAGAGUUGCUACAAAUGAUUUCUGUGAUUCUAAUAAACUUGGGCAAGGUGGAUUUGGAGCUGUUUAUCAGGGUAGACUCUCUAAUGGACAAGUGAUUGCGGUGAAAAGGUUAUCCAUAAAUUCUGGUCAAGGAGAUCUAGAAUUUAAGAACGAAGUACGUUUGGUGGCCAAACUUCAACACCGAAAUUUAGUUAGACUCCUUGGUUUUACUGUUGAAGGGAGAGAAAGAUUACUUGUCUAUGAAUUUGUUCCUAAUAAAAGUCUUGACUACUUCAUAUUUGAUCCAACAAAGAAAGCACAAUUAGAUUGGGAAAAGCGCUACAAAAUCAUUCAAGGUAUUACUCGAGGUGUUCUUUAUCUUCAUGAAGAUUCUCGACUACGCAUUAUACACCGUGAUCUUAAAGCAAGCAACAUUCUCUUAGAUGGAGACAUGAAUGCUAAGAUAGCAGAUUUUGGCAUGGCAAGACUAAUUCUUGUGGAUCAAACACAAGCAAAUACAAGUAGAAUUGUUGGAACCUAUGGAUACAUGGCACCUGAGUAUGUAAUGCAUGGAGAAUUUUCGGUGAAAUCAGAUGUCUUUGGUUUUGGUGUACUAGUUCUUGAGAUUAUAAGUGGCCAAAAGAAUAGUAGCACACGUCACGGGGAAAAUUCAGAGGAUCUAUUGAGCUUCGCAUGGAGAAGUUGGAGGGAAGAAACAGCUGCAAAUAUUAUAGAUCCAUUAUUAUACAACAGUUCAAGAAAUGAAAUCAUGAGAUGCAUUCAUAUUGGCUUACUAUGUGUCCAAGACAAUGUAGCUAAACGACCAACCAUGGCUACCAUUGCACUCAUGCUAAGUAGCAGCUAUUCUCUCACUCUCCCAAUACCUGCAGAACCUGCAUUUUUUAUGGACAGUAGGGUUAGAAGCUUUCCAGAAAUGCGGCUGUGGGAAGAGAACUCAAGUAAAUCCACAAUUAAAUCAGUAAAUGAGGCUUCAUUUACUGAGCCAUAUCCUCGUUAGAUUCUAGCCAUGAGUUUAUAUUAAUUAGUACCAUCAAUGUUUAAAUAGACUACAUAUCCUAUUUGUUAUAUUAUAUAAAUAGACUACAAUUUCUUGUGUUCAUUUAUUGAGCAAUAACGACGUAUAAAGAUAAAUCACAAUAUCACAUUCACAUUAGACAUAUAUAUCAAUGUUGUGUAUCAAUUGUUAAGUACCUCUUUUAUAAAGCUAAGCAUAACAUCAAAAAUAUAUGAGAAAGCAUAUGAGCACUCAUACAAAAAAAUAGUUAUGGAACAAUAUACACAUAUCAAUAGUGACAGGUUUGGCUUCGGCACAUUGCCUAUUCUGCAAAUACUGCUUUAUUUUGUUUUACCCCUCGUUUCCUAGGAC
Medicago truncatula (barrel medic) is the source of this 2486-nucleotide messenger RNA. Its product is annotated as putative receptor-like protein kinase At4g00960. The coding region runs from base 126 to 2117 and encodes 663 amino acids. Gene Ontology annotation, biological process: protein phosphorylation. Gene Ontology annotation, cellular component: plasma membrane. Gene Ontology annotation, molecular function: ATP binding; protein serine/threonine kinase activity. The transcript is spliced from 7 exons. NCBI's taxonomy places the organism in Eukaryota, Viridiplantae, Streptophyta, Magnoliopsida, Fabales, Fabaceae. The record is from RefSeq and is a predicted model, not a curated record.